AUGUCUCUGUUAAGCUCAAACUACUCCGAAGAGUUUAUAAAUAGUUACCUCAAGGAACUAAACAUAGAAACAAUAAACAUCAUGAUACCAGCCAUUGUGUUUCUGGUAGGGAUUGCCGUUCUUGGUGCUGUGGGGAAUUCUCUGGUGCUGAUCUUGUACUGGAGGAAACGGACGUCGAGACCGAAUAGGAUUUUUAUCCUGACAUUGUCCAGUUUCGAUUUGCUGACCAACGUUUUUGUCGUGCCAGAGGACAUCUACGAUAUGUUUGACUACUGGACGUUCAACAGACCCGCUCUCUGUAGGGCCAGACAUUACCUGUACACCUGCAAUACCAUCGCCUCGUCACUGGCACUGCUGGCCAUAUGUGUGACCAGGUAUAGAAAAAUAUGCAGACCUUUUGGAAGACAAGUAACGGUAACUCAUGCCGUAGUGGCGUGUAUCGUCCUCACAUUUCUGUCCCUUUUAUUCUCCGUUCCCACUGCAAUCAUGAACGGCGUCAAAACAUCGAAGACACCACACGAAGGUAUCUAUGGUUACCAGUGCGGCUACCAAGACGUAUACUUAAAAACAAAAUGGCCGAUGAUCAACGCUGCAUUUUUUAUUCUGCUGUUUAUUUUAGUCUGCACUCCUCUAGUUGUCCUGUACAUCCUUAUAGGUGUAAAAGCCAGGCACCAUAAGAGUUUCAGGAUCAGUUCCGUGGCGUCUAGAAGCUACUCAAUGACCAGUUCUAGUGAAGUCAGGGAAACCGUAUCAAAAUUAACGGAGGAAGUAAACAAUGAAAGUGUGUGCGCAGAGGACGCUAAGGCCGAAAUCUCCGUUGCAACGAGCAGCUUGGAUACGUACAAGACUACGGACGUACACGAUGAAGUAUUUACUUAUACACGACCUAAACAAGACGAGACUACCAUGUCAAGUGAUAAGUACGCAGAAAAUUCGUCUUUCAGAAUCCAGUCGGCUCCGAAUAAAAAAAAUAAUAAAGAACAAAAUUCAUAUAGAAUGCGAAAGAAAAGUUCAAUUUUAAACAGAGGUCGCAGUGAAUCGCAAGUCUCUACCAUAAGUGUGAGAAAGAGCAACCGCACAACGGUGAUGCUAGCUUCGAUAACCAUAGUCUUUAUCUUGAGUUUCCUCCCCUUUCUGGCCGUAUUGUUCUACAAGUUUGCCGCCCCUGAAAGUUUCAAUCGUCUCAGUCCUGAGGUCGAGUCACUGUGUCACUUGUUGCUGAGGUCAUACCUGCUCAACACGGCGGCCAAUCCGGUCAUCUACAACCUGUGUGACGUCAACUUCCGGAGGGAAUGUUUCAAACUGCUCAAGUUCUGGUAGCUCAUUGCUAGCAGCAAGGAUAACCAUAUCGUGUUUGUCGACAGCUGGGUGUUAAUACAAUUUAAUAACCUGUGGUUUAGGGAUCAUCCAUAAACAACGUAGCUUUUUCUGUUUUAAAAAAUAUAUUUACUAAGCUGUCUCAACAUUUAAGUGUAUUAACCAAUUAUGCAGAUCUACUUUGUUUAGAAGACACACGCAAGAACGGUUAAAAUUCAGUCUCUAGCAUUACUUUUAUAAAAUGCAAAUCUUUAU
This is a messenger RNA of Physella acuta, 1572 nucleotides long. Its product is annotated as cholecystokinin receptor-like. NCBI's taxonomy places the organism in Eukaryota, Metazoa, Mollusca, Gastropoda, Physidae. Gene Ontology annotation, cellular component: plasma membrane. Gene Ontology annotation, biological process: G protein-coupled receptor signaling pathway. Gene Ontology annotation, molecular function: G protein-coupled receptor activity. The record is from RefSeq and is a predicted model, not a curated record.